AUGAAAAGCUGUAUAAAGGAGUCCAAUUCCUAGAAGAGAGUCAUGUUUUCUGAUUACGACUAGAUUCAUAACCUAUCCUCCUCCUCAUCCUAGAGAAGCAACGUCUCUUCCAAUUCCUCAGCCUCUAAGACUUAAAAGAGAACUAUAUACUACUAUUUUGAGUCAAAGGACCAAUUCAAGGAAUUGAUAAGGAAUAUCAAGAACAAGUUCAGAAACUCAAGCCACCAUCCUCAUAGAACCAGUUUCCAAGAAUCGGAGAACGAUGAGUUUCAUGAUACAAACGAUGAAGAACUUCAAGUGAUAGUUGAUGCCACUGAUGAAUAUAUCAAAUCACUGCUCAAUCUUUAGACUAUCAUUUGUGAAGAAGUUGGGGAGAUUAACUCACUAAUUCAGUUCAAGCUAGUUCACAAAGAAAAGCAGAGGUCCUUCUAAAAUGAGUUCCGUGUCAAUGAGAUCAAAACAUUGGAUGAUUACGAGUGGUAUAAAUCUGAGUGGAACUCGGAGAUUGUUCCCUCUGUUCGAGUCAUUUUCAGCAGACAAGCAUUUGACAAAUCACUUCCUGGGAUUCAGAAAGCAGUUCCCAAACUACAAAGAAUCUUUUCGAGAGAUAAAGGGCCAAAGCUAAACAAACUCAUUGAGUUUAAGCAGAGAUAAGAUAGACCUAGAUUUAACGAUGUGCAGAACUUCGAUAACUACCGAAGACCUCAAGAAAUAGAAUUCGAUGAGUCAUUUAUCAAUGUGAGACCACUCCCUACACCUAAGAACAGUUCAAGAAGCAACAAUGGAGUCUUUUUCAAUGAGAACUUUGAGCAUUAUGACGAUUGCUACCAUUCGCCUAUCUAGAGACAGUUUAGCCAGCCUAUUAUCUAUCAGACUCAAAAUAGAAUCUCAGAGUACCAAUUCUAAGAACCUACAUUUUAGAGAGUCUAUAACUAUGAUAGACAACUAGACUCACCUGUCAGAAAUUAAUAUUAAAUCAAAUAAGGCUAUCGUCUUCAUAAUCAGAGAAGGCAAGCUAGUCAUGGCUAUAACUAUGGUCUGAAAAACUAACUAGGCAUUGAUUUGAAUGAGAUUCGCAUAAAUUCUCUGAGCAAUUCCUUAUUGGAUGGAAGCCCCAGCAGAAAUGAGUAAUUUUCCUUUCUAACCAUUUUUAAUAUAGAAUAAGUAGAAAUUAAGGAAGUGAUGAAUAUCGUGCAAGUAAUUGCAACCAAAGUAGGACCUGCUACAAUUCAAACAAUCCCUAUAAAAAUACUCAGAUUCAGAUAAUCAAUCAUGAUGCAGACUUUGUCUUUUCUAAGAUGA
Stylonychia lemnae is the source of this 1302-nucleotide messenger RNA. The record is from the annotation of a GenBank genome assembly. Lineage: Eukaryota; Ciliophora; Spirotrichea; Sporadotrichida; Oxytrichidae.